This is a messenger RNA of Trichoderma atroviride IMI 206040, 2390 nucleotides long. RefSeq lists its product as uncharacterized. NCBI's taxonomy places the organism in Eukaryota, Fungi, Ascomycota, Sordariomycetes, Hypocreales, Hypocreaceae. The record is from RefSeq and is a predicted model, not a curated record.
UUUCUCUCGCUUUUUUUUUUUUUUUUGUUGAACGGCGUUCAAUCUACAAUCUCAUCUCACCUCAUUCUAUCCGACGACGAAUACGAACCAACCACAUAGACACUAUUUCCCUUUCUCCAUUUUGUCAUAUACGAGCAACCACCGCCACGGCUUUAUUAAACUCCUCUUUUCCUCGACUCGUAUGAGAUUAUAGGCUAGAACUGCCCUGGUUCGUCCAUUCGUUUCCGGUUCCAGGGCAGUCUUAUGUAAAUCGAUCUGCCUCACUUAUACACCACCACACAUAUACCCAGCAUGAUCGUCCACUCAGGAGCGAGCCUUCAUGGCCACGAAUUUUCCACUCCGCAAACAGACCAACCUCCAGCGAGACGCUUUGCCUUUCUCUCUGCUUUGCGACCAAUGUCUGACGUCGAACCGAUAUCUCGCCACACAACGCCUGCUCCUGACGCCGCAGACAGUCUCCCAGCUCGUCCCGUUUCCGUCGAGCCUACCCACAACCCUCGUUCUGCUCUUGCAGCUCGACGCCGGACCACGUCUGACAUUGGGCACACUGUCAGAUUCCGCGAGCCGGACUCCGAAGUUGUUGUUCACUCCAACGCUCCUAGCGAGGAUGAAGAGUCGCUCGUUGGUUCCGAGGUGAGCGACCAGACGGAUGCUUCCAUCCGCCUGAGGAAACGGAAGCGCGGACCACGGAAAUCGGCAAAGUAUGCUCUGGCGUUCCCGGCACCUCAGCUGCGUACCAAGCAGCGGGCCUUUUUUCACAUUCGGCCUCGUGUAUUGCUGCAGCUUCAGGAGCUGGGAGAGAAACGUGCCAUCCCAGCGUUUGAUGUUUUGCCGUCGAGUCUUAUUGCGGGAACACUGAUUAUCCCUGCUUUGGCCAAAUUAUACCCGCGCAUGUUCUAUGCGAAGCCUCAUCUCGGACAAAACGAUCUCCUCCUGGUCCGGAGCGAGGACUAUGGCGCUCCACACAGCCAUCAUCAUCCCAAUCUUCACCACCACCAUCACGAUAACAUGGAUAACAACAACAGCAAGAACCUUGACCACCAGGAUGUUCUCGCCGUCGUGAGCACAACUUCGGAAGAUGACUAUGUUGAAAUCGUGUUCCAGGACGGAUCGACUUGGACCUCUAGCCGCAUGGCUAAUGGAUCUUACGAAUUUAAUCACGUCAACGAACAGAGAGAAAAUGUCAAGGCUCGGUGGGUCAAGAGAUCCUUGAUGUCACCCAGAGCGAGUUGGGGAUCUGCCAAUACUGCCACCACGGCGCCCUCAUCACCAACCACCCCUACGGCCCCGGACAGUAGAUGGACCUUUAGCAUCAUAGACCCUUCGACUCGCAGGCAUCCUAUCCAGGGUAUUCUCAACUCUACAUCUUUGGAAGUUUUUGAUACAUACAACACCAUGUCAACAUCAAGCGGCAUUUAUCCCCCCACACGAGGCUUUGGAUCCGACAUGAGCGGUAUCUCAGAAGAAGACACAACGAGUAUUACGGAUGAGCGCACGACACUAGAGGUCACAGAGUACACCAAGACUCUGAUGCUAGCCACAGCAACUUGGGUCAGUCUCCGACAAAGAGGCUGGCCUGCGUCGGCAACACCAAAAAUUCCACGAGUUGUAUCUCAGCGCGUAAGCUCAGGGCGCUGUCUAUCCCCCUCUAUCGACAUUCCAAGGGGCAUAGAUUCGCAGGUUUCGCCGGCCACUCCGGGCGUGCCGUCUCAGGAUGCCUCCGCUGCCGGUCAAACACCCGCUACUGGUAGGAUUCAGCGGGCGGUGUCUUCAGGGAGCGAAUUCAUGAGAAGGAGACGCGAGGCGGUUGCUGCAUCGGCGGCAACCACUUUUGCAGAGAGAGAAGCUGUGGAGAAGCUUGGAGACCUCGAGGUUUCGGAAGAGGAAACGCCAACUUGCCGCGUUCGAAUACGGCGGUUCACGCACAAGUUAUUCCACCACUCGAGGAGUCAGAGGGUCUCAUAGCGCAUAUACAUGUGAAUAUGUGUAUAGGUGUAUAGGCAUAUUUCGAUGGACAUUUUUUGGCGGCGCUUUGCCAUUUAUACGGCACACGGUUAUGGGCCUGCAUCUAUCCAAUUCGGUCUUUGGGUAUCGGAGUUUUCCCUUUUUUUAUGUGUGUGUUCUUUUGUACAUAUUAUGAUUGAAAGACGAUGUAAAUAAGCAACAAUGGAUAAACCACUUAUAUCAUGAAACAAAUAUUUGGCUAUAUGUACAUGCGUCCAGUUUGAACGGUUGGUAUAUACAAUGGAUGACGAGCUGCCAGCUGCCAGCACUUGUGGCGUUGUCAACGUAUAAUGAGCGAGACACGGCAUGUUCUACGGUGCCGUCUGUAUGAAGCUCAGUUGAGGCUCAGUUGUAGGUUGGAUUGACACCUCAUCGUUGUAGCCUUG